AAUCACAUGUAUAUACAAAACUCCUGUACACUUUCUUUAUUUUGUCUGUCAAAAUCUUCUUGUAUUAUCUCCUUCAAAGCUCCAGCUCCGAGCUUGUUCAUCUGGAGCUUUGUUUUUCUCCCCAUUUUCACCUCUCCCCUCAUUUCUUCUCUCUCCACAACCCCAUUCAUCAAAAUUUGAUUUUUGGGCCGAAGAAUCGAUUCUUUAAUUGCCCAAGAACACAAAAAUUGGGCAGAUUUGGUGAAUUUUGGUGUUUCAUGCUGUAAAGAUUUAAUCUUUGUGUCAUUUUCGGGGUUUUGGGUGGAAAAUAUAUUGGCCCAGAAUGCCAAAAUCAGAGAAAAAUGGUGGUGGAGGAGAAGCUAAGAAAGUGCUUAGAAGAGACCCUUAUGAGGUUCUAGCAGUCUCAAGAAACUCUACGGAUCAAGAAAUCAAGACUGCGUAUCGAAAACUCGCUUUAAAAUACCAUCCUGACAAGAAUGCAAAUGAUCCUAAGGCAGCUGACAUGUUUAAGGAGGUCACUUUUUCCUAUAAUAUAUUGUCAGACCCAGAUAAAAGACGUCAAUUUGACUCUGCUGGUUUUGAGGCUGUGGAAUCUGAUAACCAAGAGUUGGAACUGGAUCUGUCGAGUUUAGGAGCUUUUAAUACUAUGUUUGCUGCUCUUUUUAGUAAACUUGGUGUCCCAAUAAAAACCACUGUUUCAGCCAGUGUGCUUGAGGAGGCACUAAAUGGUGCAGUGCCAGUCCGUCCACUACCUCUUGGCCAAACUGUGUUUAGAAAGGUUGAAAAGCAGUGUGCUCACUUCUAUUCAGUCACAAUAACAGAAACUGAAGCAGAGGCUGGGAUAGUGUGUCGAGUACAAUCGUCUGAUAAAAGCAAAUUUAAGCUAUUGUAUUUUGAUCAAGAAGGAAAUACUGGACUCAGCCUUGCUUUGCAGGACGACUGCACAAAAACGGGAAAAUUUACAGUUGCUGGAAUGUACUUUCUUGGGUUUCCUACCUAUCGAUUAGAUCAAACAUUAAAUUCAAUGGCAGCUGCAAAAGAUCCUGAUACUGCCUUUUUCAAAAAGCUGGAUGGAUUUCAGCCAUGUGAGAUAACUGAACUAAAAGCCGGAACUCAUGUGUUUGCUGUUUAUGGUGACAAUUUUUUCAAAAGUGUUAGUUACAGUAUCGAAGUUCUUUGUGCUGCUCCUUUCUCAGAAGAAAAAGAAAAACUUAGAGCUGUCGAAGCUCAAAUUUUAUCAAAAAGAGUGGACAUUUCAAAGUUUGAAACUGAAUACAGAGAGGUUCUAGCACAAUUUACGGAAAUGACAAGUAGAUAUGCACAAGAAAUGCAGUCAAUCGACAAGCUUCUCAAGCAAAGAAGUGAUAUACAUUCAUCUUACAGAGUCGAUCCACCAAUGAAGCGUAGUGCUAGUAGAAACAAGAGCGGUAAGGGUGCUUCUAAGGAAGGUGGUGAAGAUGGGCAUGGGAAAGACAAGAAGUCUUCAACGAGGGACAGGCCAAAGAAAAAUAAAUGGUUCAAAAUUCACUUGAAGGCAGACAAGAGAAAACCAUGCUAAGAAGUCGGGAAUUUUAAUCUCCACUCGAGGUAAAACAUGUACGACCAAAUUGUGCAUUUCAAAUGUAAUAUUCCAACAAAGAAGAAAUGUUUCCACUGCAGUUAUUGUCGUCAUUGUCUGUUUCCUGUCUGUAUUCUAAACAUAAAAUGUAAAUUGUGGAAAUUAUUGUUUGUGUUUAUUAUUACACUAGUAAUUUGACGUCC
This is a messenger RNA of Daucus carota subsp. sativus, 1761 nucleotides long. Its product is annotated as chaperone protein dnaJ 16. Bases 323 to 1558 code for a protein of 411 amino acids. The transcript is spliced from 11 exons. The record is from RefSeq and is a predicted model, not a curated record. Lineage: Eukaryota; Viridiplantae; Streptophyta; Magnoliopsida; Apiales; Apiaceae.